Messenger RNA from Thelazia callipaeda (thelaziosis nematode), 1473 nucleotides. NCBI's taxonomy places the organism in Eukaryota, Metazoa, Nematoda, Chromadorea, Rhabditida, Thelaziidae. The record is from the annotation of a GenBank genome assembly.
AUGAACGGAGACAAAAAAUAUGGUAGUAUUUUGCAACGAACUUGCCACUUUGAGCAGCCAUUUGCAUAUAUUUGUUUGAACAAUCAGUUACAUCAAUACUGCUCAUAUUGCUUAAGGAAACCUGACAGCAAAAAGUUGUAUAAAUGUUCGAAAUGUGAAUUGUCUCGUUACUGUAAUAAAGAAUGUCAGAGGUCAGCUUGGAAAGAUCACAAAGCUGAAUGUCGACGACUGCAGGCAGUUUAUCCAAAUUUACCGCUUUCUGAGGUUUUGUUUCUCAGUCGAAUUAUCGACAAAGUGUUAUUUCUUGAGGAAAAUGGUGAUAAAUUUGGCUGGCAAAAAUGCAGAGAAUGGAAGGCUUUGAUGGGUCACGAGGAUGAUAUCCGGAGUGACGAGCUCAAGUAUGCUCAUUUUGAGAAAAUUUACGGCAAAAUGGCAUUGUAUCGAAAAGAAGAAAUGAUUAGUAAAGAAAAGUUUUAUCAAAUCUUUUGCAAAACAACGAUUAACUCCCAUGCGAUUCACACUAGCAUCGGAUGGGAAACUGGCAUAGCGCUCGAUCUAGGUGUUUCAAAAUAUGAUCAUUCCUGUCGUCCUAAUUGUUCACUAGUAUUUGACGGAUUCUAUGCUUGCUUACGAUCUUUGACACCCGAAAUAAAUGCUUCUGAUCCAUCCAAGGCACAUAUCAGUUACAUCGACGUGGGUCGUUCCCGUUAUCAUCGUCAAAAAGAGCUUAAAGAGAAAUGGUAUUUUGAUUGUCGUUGCGAACGUUGUACAGAUCCAAUGGACGACGUGCUAACGUCUAUCUGUUGUACAAACAAAAAUUGUGAUGAACCACUGCUAAUAACAGAAAAUUCAGAAAUAUCAGAUAUUUUAUGCCCUAAGUGUGAACACAUUACUCCUGAAAAUCAUGUGAAAAUGUGUCAGGAGUUAAUGCUUAGUCUUCCCGUACAGUUCUUAACAGAAACAGAUCCCAACGAAAUCCAACUCAAGCUUAAUGAAGCACUUAGAUAUUUGCACCCCAAAAAUGUUUACGUGACACGGUUGAGAGCUGCGCUCUUGCAUUUUAAUGGAUCUGUUCAAGAUAAUUUGCUAUUUGUCCAAAAAAGCGUAUAUGAAAAUUAUAGACUAUGCUUCCCACGCUCCGAUAGACAUGUAGCUUUUCAACUACUACAUAUCGUCAAAUCAUACAUCGAGAAAGGCGAACGCCAAGAAGCAAGUUUACCUUCCUUUAUUGUUACUCAAACUGUUCUUUACACGUUUACAUUAGACGCAGUGUCAUAUGCAUAUGAUGCGAUGUGUAUAUUUGAAGUAUGUUUCGGUCUAAAUCAUCCAUAUUACUUGCAAACCCUUGCACUCUGGACAUUUUUGGAUCAGAGUAUCCCCAAGAGUGACCAAGAAUUGUUUGCUCUCAUGAAUUUCCAGUUCAGUAAACCCAUUGAUUUGACCCCUUUUCUGCUUAAGAAAUUGAACAAGUAA